Molecule: messenger RNA, 477 nt
Organism: Paramecium sonneborni
Lineage: Eukaryota; Ciliophora; Oligohymenophorea; Peniculida; Parameciidae
Source: the annotation of a GenBank genome assembly
CUAUUUUUAAAAUAUGUCACAAAAAUUCAAGGUUAGAAAGCUCAGAGAUUAAAAGCCAGAAGAGCUCUUAAAAGAUUUAGAAAAGCUUAAAGGAGAACUCAUUCAAUUAAGAACAUCCAAAGUUUCAGCUGGUAAUGCAUAAAAACUUGGCAGAAUUGGAGUAACACAUAAAUGUUAAUUUUUAAGUUAGUGAGAAAACGAAUUGCAAAAUACUUAACAGUCAUUAAUCAAUAAAGAAGAGAUUAAGUUAAAUCAACCACUAAGUCAAAUGGUAAACUCCCUGUUGAUCUCAGAGGAAAAUAAACUAGAGCAAUUAGAUAAAGAUUAACCAGAAGUGAAAGAGGUAUAUAUUCUAAAAAUCAAUUAGCUUAAAAGACUGACAGAUAAUGGAAAAGACUCAAUAAUUUCCCAUUGAGAAAGUUUGCUUUGAAAGAGUGAUUCAUUUAUAAUCAUAAUAGUACAAUAUUAUAAGCUAGU